AUGGUGAGACAAAAUCGAAUUAUCGAUGAAAGAGAAAAAACUAGAGAUCACUAUCUCCAUGUAAGCAGGCUGAUGAGCAUAAAACCCUCUGUCGACGUCAAGAAACCUGUAAAGCCAACUUGCAUUAAGAAUAAAUUAAAGAAGGAACUUCUUACAUAGAGUAAAUAUACGAUUAUUAAGUAUAUGUCUUUAGUGAAGAGCAGCGAAAUUCAGCAUGAAAAUCGUUUAUUGCUGAAGAAAAUGCUGUAAAUUGACUUGAAGCCUUAGAAUCUGAAUCCAAAGCGUUUGCUAUAACAAGACUAAUAUUUUGUAACUUAAAACAGCUAGCAGAGGAUUGGUAUUAAUUCUUACCACUCCCUUAACAGAGCAAUCAGGAUUAAAGACAUGGCAAAUGUUGUAGAUCACAACAAGAUACUUCUAAAAAAGCUAUAGCAAACUAACUCAUUUUACAAUUUCAAUGAAUAUGAGAAGGACAACAAGAACAAGAAGAAGCUUAGUCGAAUGAUUUCUAAGAACAGUGACAGAUUUUGUAAGAACCCCUACUUUUUACACUCAAUGGCUACAACAAAUAUCUCCACUUACAAUAUUUAAACUAUGGACCCAGAAAGCAUUAAAGGUGGAAAGAAAUCCUUUUUCAGCUCAUCAAGAAAAAGAUCAUCUAAUAGAACACUUGAGAUUAAUAUGUCUGCUAAUGAUAUGAACCUUGGAGAAAAGACAAGCGCUCCAAGAUUACCCAAGCAGAAAAGAAUUAGACCAAUGAGUGCCCCAAAAUACGGUUUUUCUAAUCUAAAUGGAUUCAGACUAAGGACUAGGUAUGAUAGCAAUGACCUUGGAAAGAUCAAAAGUUAGACUUAUGGUCAAGGCAGAUUUUCAGAAUCAAACACACUGCCUUAUAUUGAAAAUGACCCUUAUAGCGUUGGAGGAGGGACUAUAAUUAAUUUACAAGAUGAUAAUCAGCAUGCUAAUCAUUAGCUUAACAUAAUAAGUGAGGGUGAAAACGAGGGGCCUGCUGGUGUUUAUGAUUAAAUUAACAUUAAUUUGCCUAGCAACUAAGAUGGAAGAGGAUAUCCUAUAAAUAACUACAUGUAAAUUGAGAGCAAUAAUCUUCAAGAAGUAGAUCCUAAUGAACUUAAUGACAAUGAAAAUUUGGUCUCUGAUAUUCAAAAUUAAAACAUUUGA
Molecule: messenger RNA, 1179 nt
Organism: Stylonychia lemnae
Lineage: Eukaryota; Ciliophora; Spirotrichea; Sporadotrichida; Oxytrichidae
Source: the annotation of a GenBank genome assembly